Messenger RNA from Exophiala xenobiotica, 1911 nucleotides. RefSeq lists its product as uncharacterized. Bases 77 to 499 code for a protein of 140 amino acids. The record is from RefSeq and is a predicted model, not a curated record. The transcript is spliced from 2 exons. NCBI's taxonomy places the organism in Eukaryota, Fungi, Ascomycota, Eurotiomycetes, Chaetothyriales, Herpotrichiellaceae.
AAGCAAUUCACGUUUAAUACCACCUUCUAAGGUCUUAGCAAGGUAUCAUUUGACUACGAGACCACCCUCGUAGACCAUGACACGAGAAGCUUCGUCAUGGCCGCCAAAACAUGCGCAAGCUGUAAGCAAGUCUCGAGUUACCCCCUUGUCUGCGUUCACCUCCAGUGCUUCUACCGAAGGUCACCAGAGAUCUUUUGUCAGGCUUGGUGGGCAGCUUCGUUGUCAGAGAUGUCUGUUGGUAUCUAUUAGACAUCAGACUUUAUCGAGGCUUGCGUCUUCACCAAAAAGAUGCGAAUGGAACGACCAUUUCGUGUCAACAGCAAAACCAAUUCAUGAAGAGUCUAGAUUGACAAUUUUCCGCCGAAAUCUAAAACCAAACCGAAUAACCAUCAUGUGCGCCGUUGUCGCCCCUUCAGGCACGUAUAUCCUGCAGAUGGCGACGAUGUCUUGCUGGCCCUUUCGACUUCCGUCAGCCUAUGCGUGUCGCCUGAGCUUGUAAUCCAUGAAACCGACAACGGAGUUUCUUCUCUUCCUGGACGAGAACGGGAUCAGACACGGGCCGCAGCGUCUGUCAAGUGGACGAGAUCACCUCGAGCCCACUCAUUGCCUUCUCGCUGAGCCUUGCUUCUUCCUCGCCCUAGUAUGAGUGCUGAAGGUGGAGUUGGGAGCCUCUUUAAGCCCCUGAACAACCCAUUCGAUAUGUUGAAUGAUGAUUUGGGCUUGCAGGUCUUCCUCGACUUCUUCGAACUUGUCGGUGGCGGCAGGUGGCAAUAGCCAGUCUCGCGAUAAUGCAUCGAUUUCCGAGUCGGUUCCCGCGUCGAACAAUAAGCCGAGACGACCUCUGUUCCCCAUUGCCGAUAAGGUCUAACGCAACCUCUGAUUGUCGAUAUAUCUUUUCUCUUGCUAUAGCCCUGUCUUCUGGCUUUGCUCGAUUGCUCCGCAAGAGAACUCUGCAUUCACUCGUCCCAGAACCCCCUUCCCUUGCAAGAGAAGGAUGAAAGAAUAUUCUAAUACCUGGACAUGCUGCGCAAGAUAAAUGGAACUGCUCGGCCUCAAUGCUAGAGUGUAGAAGUCAUCCAAUCCCGACACAUAUCCACUAUCAACGCUGGUUAUCAGCACCAUCCUGCCACUCACAUCAGUGGAUUGAGCAACGCCCAUAGCCAGGUCGUCGUACUAAGUCAGAUAACUAUCACCUCCAUAAUGCCAGCUGCGUUGCUCAUGGCCACAGCGAUACCGAUGGUCUGGCCGCUUUACUCCGUGGUACCUUACGUACACUGGAGUGCGGUGUCCGUGGGCAUGCUUGCUUCGAGAUAAGAAUUGGACCAUCAUAAGGCUUCAAGCAUAAAGCCUCGCCUCUGAGUAGGAGAGCCGUGGAAGGCUGGAAGCACGGCUGAAACGGAAGCGGACAGAUCUUCGGGGCCUGAUUCGGUGGCCUUGUUGCAACGCGUGAAAGAAUCUCACCCUGUGGUUGAUCAUGACCUUCCACAAUCAACAAAGACAGUUACUGCUUGCUCCACGUGCAGAGCAUAAGCCGCUCAUCGAUGGGAGGCGAGGUUUCCACAAUCAGAAACUUCUUGCUUGGGUGCUUGGUAAAAUUGGUAUCCGCGACUUUGAUUCAUCAUGGGCCAUGAUGGGCCCUUGCCUUCACGUGGAGAGGCGAAGGGCGACCUGAUUCGCUUCUUUUUUCUGCCCGGGAUCCUCGUCGAUCACCCCAAGACAUUUGGGAGUAGACCCCUUCCAUAGCCACCUCUGACAGCUUUGCAGGCCUUCUGUCUGGCAUCUCCAGUAAUCUUGGAUAGCCGCAACAGUUCUCACAGGUAGGUAAUGGAGAUGAUGUUGGCUUCACCAGAACAUUCGGGGUCCAAAGGUAUGCUCCUGUAGCUGAGAAGGCCAGGAGUCUCGAAAUCCCCC